Vicia villosa (hairy vetch) is the source of this 552-nucleotide messenger RNA. RefSeq lists its product as uncharacterized. Lineage: Eukaryota; Viridiplantae; Streptophyta; Magnoliopsida; Fabales; Fabaceae. The record is from RefSeq and is a predicted model, not a curated record. The coding region runs from base 151 to 552 and encodes 133 amino acids. The transcript is spliced from 2 exons. Gene Ontology annotation, molecular function: zinc ion binding.
CCAUAAAAUUAGGGUUCAUCUUCCCCCUUUCCAUCGUCGUUCAUAACUUCCCCCUUUCCUGCUCUUGCUUCGCGUCCAUCAUCGCUACCCUCUCCCUCAUCGCGCCUUCUCCAUCUUCAUUAAUCCCAUAUUCGUUUUCUUCACUCACCCAUGGCGCAAGGCAACUCGUGUAGCAGUGUUAAUUCGUUUCAAAAUCCAGAUUUACCCAGAUGUGGCUGUGACAGACCAAUGAAGUUAUGGGUGGCCAACACGGUUCAAAAUCGCAAUCGCAAGUUCUGGAAAUGCCGCAAUGCUGGGACUGUAAAUAGCUGUGAAUUGUUCUUGUGGGAUGAUGAAAUCAGAGACCAUAUCAAUGUGCAUAGGAUGAAACUACCAGAUUGUAAAAGCUGUGAUAUACUAGCAUUGAAGUUAGAGACCGCAGCCAACAAAAUUGAGAAGUUGAAGAAGAAGAAUGCAAUUCAGACAAGUGUUAAUAUGAGGCUGAAGAAGACUAUAUUGAUUCUCUGUUUUGUGCUUAUUGGCAUUGUGUAUUUUGGUGGCAAUUUGAUGUAA